This is a messenger RNA of Pyrus x bretschneideri (Chinese white pear), 1944 nucleotides long. RefSeq names its product succinate-semialdehyde dehydrogenase, mitochondrial-like. Lineage: Eukaryota; Viridiplantae; Streptophyta; Magnoliopsida; Rosales; Rosaceae. Bases 130 to 1710 code for a protein of 526 amino acids. The transcript is spliced from 20 exons. Gene Ontology annotation, biological process: GABA catabolic process. The record is from RefSeq and is a predicted model, not a curated record. Gene Ontology annotation, molecular function: succinate-semialdehyde dehydrogenase (NAD+) activity.
AAUUGCAGUCACAAAGGCAGUGCGAGUUUCAGUGAGAGCAGUGAGCUGCAACAAUCGAAAAAACACGAGAGCGGUGAGGUUCCUAGAAGCAGCAGAAAAGGAGUAAAAAGACAGAAAUUUGAAUCAGACAUGACCUUCAGAGCGUCAUCCAUGGCAGGUCGAUCCUUUAAGCUCCUCUCACAUUUGCCUUACAUGCACGCCCCAGCUCCCCUCUCUCGCCAGAUUAGCAUGGACGCGAAAAGCUUCGUUUCUCAGCUUAAUGGUGCUGGUCUAUUACGUAGCCAGGGCCUUAUUGGGGGGAGAUGGUCUGAUGCAUACGAUGGGAACACUAUAAAGGUUCACAACCCAGCAACCGGCGAAGUUAUAACAACUGUUCCAUGCAUGGGUCAAAAGGAGACAAAUGAUGCAAUAUCUUCAGCCUAUGGUGCAUUUAGUUCUUGGAGCAACCUCACUGCUUCUGAAAGGAGCAAAUAUCUAAGGAAAUGGUAUGAUCUGAUAAUAUCCCACAAAGAAGAGCUUGGACAACUCAUUACCUUGGAGCAAGGGAAACCUCUAAAAGAAGCAAUUGGUGAGGUGAACUACGGGGCUGCGUUUAUUGAGUUCUAUGCUGAGGAGGCAAAACGUGUAUAUGGUGAUAUAAUUCCUGCUACUCUUGCUGAUCGACGGUUGUUUGUUCUGAAGCAGCCUGUAGGUGUUGUUGGUGCAGUUACUCCCUGGAACUUCCCACUGGCUAUGAUUACCCGCAAGGUUGGUCCUGCUCUUGCAUGUGGCUGCACAGUAGUCAUAAAACCAUCUGAAUAUACUCCCCUCACAGCUUUAGCAGCAGCUGAGCUCGCCCUUCAAGCUGGAAUACCACCGGGUGUGGUGAACGUGGUUAUGGGGAAUGCUUCUGAAAUUGGGGAUGCUUUACUUGCAAGUCCACAGGUAAGAAAGAUCGCUUUCACAGGCUCAACAGCAGUUGGAAAGAAGUUGAUGGCUGGUGCAGCUGGGACUGUUAAAAAGGUAUCUCUUGAACUUGGUGGCAAUGCACCUUGCAUAGUCUUUGAUGAUGCCGACCUGGAUGUAGCAGUAAAAGGAACUCUUGCAGCAAAGUUCCGUAAUAGUGGACAGACAUGUGUUUGUGCAAACAGGAUUAUCGUACAGGAAGGUAUCUAUGAGAAAUUUAUGGAUGCUUUUGUGAAAGCUGUCCAGAAUCUGCAAGUUGGGGAUGGCUUCAGUGAAGGUGUGGUCCAGGGCCCUUUAAUAAAUGAAGCAGCAGUACAAAAGGUCGAAUCAUUUGUUCAAGAUGCUUUAUCAAAGGGAGCACAAGUUGUUCUUGGAGCCAAGAGGCAUAGCCUUGGAAUGACUUUUUAUGAGCCUACAGUUCUCAGAGAUGUCAAGAGUGAUAUGCUAAUAUCAAGAGAGGAAGUAUUUGGGCCUGUGGCACCCCUUCUGCGUUUCAAAACUGAGGAGGAGGCUAUCCGCAUUGCUAAUGACACCAACGCAGGGUUAGCUGCUUACAUAUUUACAAAUAGCAUUCAACGUUCGUGGCGUGUCUCUGAAGCACUUGAAUAUGGACUACUUGGUGUCAAUGAAGGCCUAAUUUCGACAGAGGUGGCUCCCUUUGGAGGUGUCAAACAAUCUGGUCUUGGACGAGAAGGUUCCAAGUAUGGGAUGGAUGAAUAUUUGGAAGUUAAAUAUGUGUGCAUGGGGAAUAUGAGCAGUAACUGAUGUGCUUGGUUUCUAGCUGGAUCGUUGCCAAGCUUAAAACCCAAGUUGGAACUUGAUGUAACCUUUGUUACUUCGAAAAUGUGUUGUACUGGAUAAUAAGUGUUCAAUUUGAUGUAAUUUCGCUUAGAACACGAAAUAGAAGUCUUCGUUGUAGUAGAGAAGUAAGUUUUAAUUUCCAAUGUAAUUUUGUUAGAACAUGAAUAAACUUUCAGUUUUGAUGUUUCAAGUUUUCAA